AUGGUGCCCUUCCUCAACUCCAUCCUGGGCACGAUGCUGCCCAUGCUGGGGAUGGCCAAGCAGGACCACAUGAAAUCCGUCUUCUGCUACGCCCCAUUGCAGGUGCUGUCCCUCACCUGGGUGGGGGUCUCUCUGUCUCUCCCCCCACAGAUUUGUGCUCCUGCAGAUCCCGCCGUGCCCCUGAGCAGCAAAAACCACACCGAGGUGCUGCGGUGCUUCACCGUCCUGGCCUGCUCGUUCCCAGACCGUGUCCUGGCCUUCCUGCUCCCAAAGCUGGAGAGCAGCAACGAGAGGACCCGUGUGGGGACCCUGCUCAUCAUGAGGCAGAUCAUCAACAGCGCCCCCUCUCAAAUGGAGAUCAAGAAGCCCUUUAUUCUCUCCUUUAUGAAGCUCCCUCUCCAGGACAGCAACAACAAGAACACGGAGAAGUCCCUGUCCCAGCAGGAAUGGGAAGAGAGGCUGCUGCAGUUCCUGCAGGACUCGCUGGCGGCCGUGCCGGGCGACGCGUGGAGCUGCCCCUUGGUGACCGAGAUGUGCCGCCAGCUGGGCAGCUACAACGGCUUCCACCUGGAAAAGAAUUUCCUCUAUAAAUGCAUCGGGACAACGCUGGGAGCCUGUGCCAGCAAGGAGCUGGUGCAGAAGCAGCUCCAGGAGCUCCUGGAAACAGCCAGGUACCAGGAGGAGGCCGAGAGGGAGGGACUGGCUUCCUGCUUCGGGAUCUGUGCCAUCAGUCACCUGGAGGAGACCUUGGCCAAGCUGGAGGACUUUGUGAGGUCUGACGUGUUCAAGAAGUCCGUGGGGCUCUUCAGCAUCUUCAAGGACCGCAGCGACACGGAGGUGGAGAAGAUCAAGAGCAGCCUCAUCCUGUGCUACGGCCACGUGGCCGUGUCCGCCCCGCGGGAGCUGAUCCUGCCCCGCAUCGAGGCCGACAUCCUGAGGAACAUCUUCCAGUACUUCCACACCAAGGUUCUGGGGAUAAAGGUAGAGACCAAGGACCUGACGCUGAAGCUGUGCCUGAUCCGCAGCCUGUCCAUGCUCAGCCAGGCCGUGUCCCGCGGGAAGGGCCCCCCCGGCUUCGUCUUCGCCCGCAAGGCCGAGCUCGUCGCCCACAUGGUGGAAUUCAUCCGGGCAGAGCCCCUGGAGACGCUGCGGACGCGGGUGCGGCAGCGGGCCAUGCUCACCUGCACCCACCUGGUCCCCCUGGAGCCCCCCCUGAGUGACCCGGACAGGACGGAGCUGAUGGACACCUGCCUGGCCAGUGUCCUGUCCCUGCCCCCUCUGGAGCCCCCCAGGGACAGGGAGGAGGACGGGGGGGAUUCCCUGCACACACAG
Molecule: messenger RNA, 1332 nt
Organism: Empidonax traillii (willow flycatcher)
Lineage: Eukaryota; Metazoa; Chordata; Aves; Passeriformes; Tyrannidae
Product: maestro heat-like repeat-containing protein family member 1
Exons: 13
Cellular component (GO): cytoplasm
Source: RefSeq, a predicted model, not a curated record